AAACAGCUGUGGUGUGAUGAGCGGUGAAUUGAGUUAAAAAUUUAUAGUAUAUGGGUAACCGACUGCUCCCUCGUGACCUUUUGUAAACUGUAUUUAUGACAAAGAACUGCACAGAUAUAGAUAUUCUAGCAAUCUAUCGAUAAACUCACCUUGUGUCCUCUUUCUGUUUAAGUCCACUUGCUGCGGAUUGAAGAGCGCACUGAAAGACGGGGAGGAGAUAGGUCUGCCGCCAUUUUCACAUGAACUUUAAGCAGACUGAGUCUGAGGCAAUCGUGAAUUUGAGUACAAUUUAUGAAACUAAAUGCUAUACCCCGCUUAAAAAGCGUAGCGAUGCCCAUGCUUCUUGUGUACAUUUCAGAUAUCCAAGACAAAUAUUUCUGGAUUUAAGAGGCACCGAGAUGAGGCACCGAAAUCUGCUUUCUGAUUCGGCCUGAUGAAAAUGAAAGAAGAAAGACAAGAUCUGAAUGAAAUGGAGGAGAUAUAUCAGGAUCAGAAAGAUCAUGAUGUCAAUGGAGAAAAAUCAGUGAGUUGCAACAUUAAAACAACAGAAGUCAAGAGGCCUUUCAGCUGCUCUCAGUGUGGAAACACUUUCACAUGUAACAGAAAUCUUAAGAAGCACAUAUUAAUUCAUGCUGAGAUAAAACCUUUCAGCUGCUCUCAGUGUGGAAAGAGUUUUACACAGAGAGCAAUCUUAAAGAAUCACUUGUCAACUCAUACUGGGAUAAAGCCUUUCAGCUGCUCUCUGUGUGGAAAGAGUUUCAUAUGUAAGCGAAAUCUUAAGGAUCACAUGGUAAUUCAUGCUGGAAUAAAGCCUUUCAACUGCUCUCAGUGUGGAAAGAGUUUUACACAGAAAGCAAGCCUUAAGAAGCACAUGUUAAUUCAUGCUGGAAUAAAGCCUUUCAGUUGCUCUCAGUGUGAAAAGAGUUUUACACAGAAAGCAAGCCUUAAGAAGCACAUGGUAAUUCAUACUGGGAUAAAGUCUUUCAGUUGCUCUCAGUGUGGAAAAAGUUUUACACAGAAAACAAGCCUAAAGAAUCACAUGUUAAUUCAUGCUGGACUAAAGCCUUUCAGCUGCUCUCAGUGUGGAAAGAGUUUUAUAAAGAAAGGACAACUUAAGGAUCAUUUGGUAACUCACACUUCAGAAAAGCCUUUCGUCUGCUCUCAAUGUGGGAACACUUUCAGACGUAAAGCAAGCCUUGAGAAGCACAUGUUAAUUCAUGCUGGGAUAAAGUCUUUCAGCUGCUCUCAGUGCGGAAACACUUUCAGAUGUAAAGCAAGCCUUAAAAGGCACACACUAAAUCAUACUGGGAUAAAGCCUUUCAGCUGUUCUGAGUGUGGAAAUAGUUUUACACAUAAAUUAAGCCUUAAAAGGCACAUGUUAAUUCAUGCUGGAAUAAAGCCUUACACCUGCACUCAGUGUGGAAAGACUUUUAGACAGAGAGGGCAACUUAAUAAUCAUUUGGUAACUCACACUUCAGAAAGUAAUUUCUCCUGCUCUCAGUGUGGAAAGAGUUUUACAUAUAAAUCAAACCUUAAGAGGCACAUGUUAAUUCAUACUGGGUAACAACCUUUCACUUGGUCUCAAAGUGAAAAUAAUUUUACAAAGAAACAGCAACUUAAUAAUCAUUUGGUAACUCGCACUUCAGAAAGUAAUUUUUCCUGCUUUCAGUGUGGAAAGAGUUUCACACAGAAAGGACACUUUAAGGUUCAUUUGGUAACUCACUCCUCAUAAAAGCCUUUCACCUUAGGGAGUUAAAGUAAAUGACUGUUAUUCUGAAUGACUGUUGUCAUCUAUUGGAUCACCUCAAGGAUGUGUCCUCUCUCCUUUAUUUUUGAUCUUGUAGUUAUAGAAAUAGGCAUAUUAUAAAAUUUCCUGACGAUACUGUAAUCGUUAGCUUAAUGAGUGAGGAGGACUCCAUGUUUGGUCCUGUGGUUGAUGUUUUUAUUAUCUGGUGUCAGAAUGCUUUCUUAAAACUUAAAGGCACAAUAUGUAAGUUUUUGCCACUGGAGGGCGUGUAUUGAAAAUAAACAAAGACCAGGUAGCGUAGUAG
Messenger RNA from Carassius carassius (crucian carp), 2051 nucleotides. Its product is annotated as gastrula zinc finger protein XlCGF8.2DB-like. Gene Ontology annotation, molecular function: DNA-binding transcription factor activity, RNA polymerase II-specific; RNA polymerase II cis-regulatory region sequence-specific DNA binding. The coding region runs from base 434 to 1564 and encodes 376 amino acids. The record is from RefSeq and is a predicted model, not a curated record. Gene Ontology annotation, cellular component: nucleus. Lineage: Eukaryota; Metazoa; Chordata; Actinopteri; Cypriniformes; Cyprinidae. The transcript is spliced from 2 exons. Gene Ontology annotation, biological process: regulation of transcription by RNA polymerase II.